Messenger RNA from Heteronotia binoei (common prickly gecko), 409 nucleotides. RefSeq names its product small integral membrane protein 24 (gene SMIM24). The coding region runs from base 56 to 409 and encodes 117 amino acids. The transcript has 4 exons. The record is from RefSeq and is a predicted model, not a curated record. Lineage: Eukaryota; Metazoa; Chordata; Lepidosauria; Squamata; Gekkonidae.
UUUAUCUUGACGUGUGGCAUCGAGCGGCCCCACGGUGCCAGGCUCGGGAAGAGAAAUGGAGUCAGCUUGGCGUUCGACCUUUCUGCUGGGACUCUUCCUUGUCCCCUGCUCCCUUGCUCAAGGUACGGUACACCGCGGUGACACUGGAACUGUAGCGGGCUCCAAAUCUCUGCAGCCGUGGCUGGUGGGGCUGACGGCCGUCAUGUGCUUCCUGUUUGUGAUCUUUGUGGCCACCCUCAUCAACCGCUUCUUCUGCUCCAAGAUGAAGAGUGCUGAAGAGACACCGAAAAGGGAUGCUGAACUGAGGGCUGAACACAACGUUUACGACAACAUAGUCAUGGAAAUGGAAGAAGGGACUUCCAAAACUGCUGCACCAGAGAUGGAAGAUGAUAAACGUACUAACCUGUGA